Molecule: messenger RNA, 1756 nt
Organism: Salvelinus fontinalis (brook trout)
Lineage: Eukaryota; Metazoa; Chordata; Actinopteri; Salmoniformes; Salmonidae
Product: metal transporter CNNM1-like
Biological process (GO): magnesium ion homeostasis; transport
Cellular component (GO): plasma membrane
Molecular function (GO): transmembrane transporter activity
Source: RefSeq, a predicted model, not a curated record
UUCGCAUCUGUAGUGUGGCGGAGUAUCUCACUCUGCAUCAUGGCUGUGGAAGAUGCAGCUGCCCGGUCCCGAACCGCCCUCUUCCCCAGGGUACCUUUCUCCCCAGCCCGGCUGCUGUUCCUCUCUCUCCUCUCCCUCUGCCUCAUCCCCUCCCCGUCCCUCGCCCUGCUCGGCUUCCGUCCGGAGGAGACCGGGGGAGAGCUGUCCGUGGACGACGGGGUGCUGAAAGCCACCGAGGGAACCCGCUUCAUGCUGCGGGUCUACUACGCCUCCUCCCCACAGAGGCUCAACCGGACUGCUGGGGCCAGAGCCAACGCCGCUCCCUGGAUAGCCUUCAUGGAGGAGCCAAGGCCGGGGAGAGAGGGGCAGGUCCACCCGAAGAGGAAUAUGUGCAUGGAUAAAAACGCCAGGAGCUCGGAUAUUGAGAUCUUGGGCUCUUUCAAGUCCGCUUCGAGUCAGAACUCCGUGUUGGUGGAAGUAUUGGCUAAGAACCUGCGCAGGGGAGAGAAGAUGAAGUACUAUUCCAUGUGCGCCUUCGACGGGUCCAAAUGGGAACACUACCGGACCCGGGAUUUCUGGGUCGCCGUGGUGGAGCGCGGGGCCGAACCGGACCUCUGGCUUCAAGUGUUAGUAUCGGUUCUGUUACUGGCCCUCUCGGCGCUCUUCAGUGGCCUGAACCUCAGUCUGCUCGCGUUGGACCCGGUGGAGCUCCAGGUUCUGCAGAACAGCGGCACGGACAAGGAGCAGAAAUACGCCAGGAAAAUUGAGUCAGUGCGGCGGCACGGUAACUACGUCCUGUGCACUUUGCUGCUGGGCAACGCGCUGAUCAACGCGGCGCUCGCAGUGUGGAUGUGUCAGAUCCUGGGGAUGACCUGGUUGUCCACCAUUAUCUGCGCGUUUGGGAUCUUUUUCAUCGGGGAGAUCCUGCCGCACUCUGUUGCGUCGCGGCACGGCCUGGCCAUUGCGUCCAAAACCAUCUGGGUAACCCGUCUUCUCAUGGUUCUCUCCUUCCCCAUCUCCUACCCCAUCAGUAAACUCCUAGACUUCAUCCUCCACCAGGAGAUCAGUAACUUUUAUACGCGGGAAAAACUCCUUGAGAUGCUGCGUGUGACCGACCCGUACCACGACCUGGUUAAAGAGGAGCUCAACAUCAUACAGGGCGCGCUCGAGCUCCGGACCAAGACCGUAGAAGAUGUUCUGACUCCGCUAACCGACUGCUUCAUGCUCACCUCGGAAGCGGUGCUGGACUUUAACACCAUGUCGGAGAUUAUGCAGAGCGGCUACACGCGCAUCCCGGUGUUUGAAAACUUGCGGUCGAACAUUGUGGAUAUUCUGUUCGUGAAGGACUUGGCGUUCGUUGACCCUGAUGACUGUACCCAUCUGAAGACCAUAACACAGUUCUAUAAACACCCCAUGCACUGUGUGUUCAACGACACCAAACUGGAUGCCAUGCUGGAGGAGUUCAAGAAGGGCAAGUCCCACCUGGCCAUCGUCCAGCGGGUCAACAACGAGGGUGAGGGGGACCCCUUCUAUGAGGUCAUGGGCAUCGUGACCCUGGAGGACGUUAUAGAGGAGAUCAUCAAGUCAGAGAUACUGGACGAGACUGACCUCUACACUGAUAACCGUUCUAAGCGUCGCGUUUCUCACCAUGAGAGGAAGCAGCAGGACUUCUCCAUCUUUAAGCUGUCGGAGAACGAGAUGAAGGUGAAGAUCUCUCCCCAGCUCCUCCUCGCCACGCACCGCUUCCUGUCCACGG